Molecule: messenger RNA, 4117 nt
Organism: Anopheles gambiae (African malaria mosquito)
Lineage: Eukaryota; Metazoa; Arthropoda; Insecta; Diptera; Culicidae
Gene: Lmpt
Product: four and a half LIM domains protein 2
Exons: 2
Coding region: 541-3792 (1083 amino acids)
Cellular component (GO): Z disc; nucleus
Molecular function (GO): transcription coregulator activity; zinc ion binding
Source: RefSeq, a predicted model, not a curated record
GAACCGCGCGCGUACGCGAUUCCUUUUGUCAAAUCGUGAUCGGGUUCGUGAUCGGUACGCCUGUCAAUAAGCGGCAAAAGCGAUUGGGAGUGCCGUUUCGGUUCUGCCUGCCAGUCGCAUUCGGCAAUUAAACCUCGAAACGCUGUACGAUCGAUCGCUCUAGUGUCACACGUCUCUCAUUAGGGGCUUUGUCCGUGUCCGCGAUAGACCUUUUUUUUUUGUUUUCUCCAUUGCGCGUUGUUUAAUUGAGCUGGGAAAAGGGGGCCAGUUUGUGGGGCGGAGGGGGUUUAGAAUGUUUCGCCCUGCGCGGGGGUCAUUGCAGUGCAACUAGGCGAGUGUGCACGUGUGCGUGUGUGUGUGACCUUAACUCUAUUGCUCACGGUGUGCGGAUCAUCGGGGUUGUGUAACCAACGAGUGUGCUUGUUGCGUAAUCAAAUUUGGUGAAAAACAACCCUCCCCUUCGCCCCUAGUUUUCCCUUAACGAUUUUAAAACGCUUAACGCUUGAGAAGGGAGAAAAAAGAAGAAAAAAACGUACAACCAUGGGUGUGAUGCUGUCGGUUCUAGUGGCCGGAGUCGGUGCGAUGGAUCUCAUCUACUGUCUGGCGUACGUGUCGGGCAGCGAGCAGCCCUCGAACGCGAUCGAGGAUGUGCCCGACAAGCAGCAGCACGAGCUGCAACAGCAGCAGCAGCAGCAGCAGCCUGACGCCAAGGUCGAGCAGCUCGAGCAGUACAAGGAAACGGUACGGCAGCAGAUCAAAGCGGCACCACCGCGCAGUACGGUCGAGGGUGUGACGUACGCGCAGGAUGGCGUACCGUACAAGGACGGCUACCGGCUGGAGCCGAGCGUCGAAGGGGCCGCCCAGCUGGACGUGCUGAUCGAGAAGCUGCGCAUACUGGAGCGCCAGAGCCAGGAGAAGGAGCAGCAGCUGGAGCAGAUGAGCGUGCAGAUGAGCGAGCUGGAGCGAAGUACGGCCGAGCAGAGCCUCAUCAUCGAGGAGCUUCGGUCGCGCUCGACCAGCCGCGCACACAGUGUGGAACCGUUGGGAGCGUACCGCAACAAUCUGUCGCCUGCCGACGCCGUACCGCAAAUUGUACUAAACGAACCACACGACAGUGGUGGUGGUGGCGCGGACGAGCCACGCCCAAGCUCGAGCAAGUUCCGGCCGAUACGGCGCGACGACGGGUUGCGCCGGUCGGUGAAGCGUCGCUCGGUCACGUCCGUCACCUCGCUCGAGGACCGGACGGACGAGCUGGAGCGGCUAAGCCAGCUGGAGGACGAGGAGUGCGCCCGGAUGGACGAUUACAUCCCGAUCGUGUACAGCCGGGACGAGCUGCAGGACCCGAUGAACCGUCGGCACAACAUCAGCCCGAUCCCGGAGAGCUGCCAUCACCACGAGGACGACGAGCGGCAGUGGGUGCCGGAACGUUCGCCCGAGCCAACGCUGGCGGCGAACACUACCCGCCCCUGGGGCGACAUCAAGCUGGACGAGAUGAAGGAGAAGGCCGUCCUGCGCCCGUCCCGCUCGAUGUCGAUCGAGGAGGAGGAGCUGGAGCCGCCGGCCGUGGCUCAGCAGCUGCACGUGAGCGAAUCGGCUCCCUCGAACCUGAGCUCCCAUUCCAACUCACCCGACCGGGAGGAGCGGCGCGGUUCGGGCCGAGUUGAGCCGAUGCUACGCCGCACCACGAAGGAAGCCGAUCUGACGAGCUUGUUGCAGGAGCAGCAGAAGGAGCAGCAGCAGCAGGGAGGUGGAGGAGCGUCCCAGAGUCAGGCAAGUAGUAGUAGCCGUCCUCCGUGGACGACCGAAAUCAUUGUGCCGGAGGACGACGCGGUGGUGGACGACUAUGACUCCGAUGGCGGCGGGGGCACUGCGACAGCCACCCGCCGCCGUCCCAUCCCCCAGUUCAUGCAAUCCAAAUCCCCCUCGCCGUAUGCGGACGGUGCGAGCGUCCACGGGUACGAGCGGCCGCCGCUCGCCGACAUCUCGAACCGGCUGGUGCCGCUCGUACCACCGCCCUACCCUUCCCGACCCCGUUCCCCGACACCGUACGACGAGCCGGCCGGCUCCUCCCGCGAAUCAACUCCCAGCAGCGGCUCCUCCUCUUCCUCCUCCACUUCCUCCUCCUCCUCCUUCCAUCGCGCUUCCCUGGAAAAGAUCUCGAAUGGUUUCGUUUCACGCGCUCGCUCCAUCUCACCGCAUCGGGCGGCCGGCCGGGAGGGGCGCCGGUCCGUCUCAUCCUCCCGCUCACCAUCACCGACGCGCGCUGGAGAUCUCCGACUCGGCAGCAGCAACGCGCCGUCGGCUCGUGCAGUCACUCCGGCGGAUGGCAACGACGUUGGUGGUGGUGCUGGUCGGCUGCUUUCACCGCUGGCCGCCGCGCUCGUCGAUGCGGAUGCGGGCGCGGAAGGCGACACCGAGGGCGAGAACGGUGAGCAGCAGUUGCUGUCGGUGGCGCCGAGACGGCGGGGCUCCGGACGGUCCAAAGCGUCGGCGUCGCCGGGUUCGUCGCCUGCGCCACCAGGGCGCCGGUACAAGGAGCGCAAGCGGGUCGCCCGCAGCCUCACACCGAUCGACUACGAUCAGACGUUCAUGGACAGCUUCACCGAGCAGCACCUGUCGGUGACGCCGUCCGAGCUGGAGGACUACAUCAACAGCAUGGACGCGAUCAGCUUCGAGCCGCCGCCGCUCGUGAAGCCGGCCUAUCUCUAUCCCGCCGCGCUGCCCAGCCUCGUGCUGACGGACGAGCAAGGGACCGAUGCGCAGUUUCACGACGAAAUGUCCGCCAAAUCGUUCUACGGCCAGAGCCACGCGCACGAGGGCGUCACGCUGAACCAUCGCGUCAGCUACUGCGAGUGGAUCAAAAAGUUCCCCGACAACCAGACGAGCCACCUGGCGCUGGAGGACUUUGACAGCGACGACGAGGAGGUGGAACAGAUUUGCCGCCAGGCGGUGGAGGUGGAGGCCCUCUUUCCCGCCGCUCUGCCCCAGUCGGCCGGCAACACACCGCAACCUUCGAAGCCCUUGACACCGGCCACAACGACAGCGCCGGCGCAACCAGGCGACGAACGCAACGAGUUUCCCGUGCAUCGGACGCCGGCCUACGCUACGCCCUCGCCGGUGUCGCUCGUUUCGGACCUUUCGGAUCUUUCUUCCCCAUCCUCGCAACCUCCCUCACCCUCUCUCUCGCUGGCCACCCAACCCUCCCCGACCGUUUCCUCCUCGCUCGCGCUCGGUUCACCGCUGCUCAACAGCUACCACAAUCACAACGCACCUAAGCACCAUUUCACACCGAUUCCCUCCGAUUCGCACGACACGCACGACAGUAGCUCACCGCUUUCCUCCUCACUACACUCGCCGCAGUCGCCGGCAGCACCACCAUCACCACAGCACCACACUACUACCGCACCGCUACGGCCGAGCCUCACCGUGCCGGUCGUACCGUCCCGGACGCCGUCGGUCUCACCACUGCCGCUGGACGCAUCGCCCGAGGAGCUGGUGUUCGAGAUCGGCCAUCUCGAUGGGCUGAUAUUCGAGGCGAAGAGCCGCGAACCGACGCCGUCCCGUGCGCCGAGCCGCAGCGAGCCGCUCCUCCGCCCGGACGAGCUUGCGUUCGACAUUGGCAACAUGGGGGGCCUUAUUUUGGGACCGCCGAGUCGCAGCGUCUCGCCCGCGCCACCCACCCCGCACCCAUCGUUAGAGUCGUCGGGUGGCGCUUCCUUAUCUCCGCUCUCGUGGGAGUCAGCGGCGGGCAGUGCGGCGGCACACAACGAACACACGAAACAGCCACAGUAACGAAUAACGAUGAAACACAAGGAAGAUACACAAACACACACACAUCAACAGCCAAGACGGAACCGGAAAAAAACCACCAAAACAACACACCUUCUUGUUGGAGAAAACGAGAUAACGAAAAACGGAACAAAUGUCCUUAAAGAACCCAACAAUCGCCCAGCCAGAAAACACUUGUUGCACAAAACCCACCCGCUUCCCCCUCGAUCGAGCAUCCGGCGUUGUUUUUUUUGACUUGUAGUUGUUGGUUGUGUGUACUUCUUUUCUUUUUUUUUUGUACAAUAAAAUUGAACUAUUACGAAAGAAAGAGCGCCCCUUUCGAAACUAA